Miniopterus natalensis is the source of this 1337-nucleotide messenger RNA. The record is from RefSeq and is a predicted model, not a curated record. NCBI's taxonomy places the organism in Eukaryota, Metazoa, Chordata, Mammalia, Chiroptera, Miniopteridae.
CGCCUCCCUCACUAGCCUCGCGUCUCCGCCCCCGUCUCUCAGGAACGUCCUACUGGGAAAGAUGCCAGUGCUUCUGAUCUCCGUUCCGCUGACCCACCCAAAUGCCUAGGGCUGGGGCAUGAACCACUGUGGCCCCUGUGGGCUCAUAUCGCCUGGCUACCGCCCAGAGCUGAUAAGGGGAUCCAGUGACCAGGACCCUCCACCUUUGUCCUUUAACCACCUCUUCCUACCGUAGCCUUCCGACGGGGUGGAGAGGGCAGAGGCUGCUUUCUGAUUUUGUUUGGGGUUAGCGUGUGACGGUCAGCACACAGGAGGUCAUUCUGGGCUCUCAUGUUUUCAGCCUUGUCUCCUAAUACAUUAACUCAAAAAGGGACGGAAUCCAUCACCUGCCCUCUGACCGUCACCCCUGUCUCUAUUUUCAACUCAUCCUUUCUUCUGUUUCCCAAAACCUCUGCCAAGUUGUAGUGAAGGGGGUAGGGUUGGGAGGUGAAAUCCGCCCAUAAUGGGACAGAGUUAUUGAGGGCUGAGGUUGAUAUGUCAGAAUUUCCAGAGAAAGACUAGCACUCCUGCUUCCUGCAGCACCCAGAGCUAGGGGCUGCUGCCCCAGGCCCCAAAAGAAUGAGCCUCCAGUGGGCCUAAAGGGAACCCCUUGGCCUCCACUAAGUCCUGCCUGCCUGCCUCCCACCCUCACUGUGCCCUACAUGUACUUGCCCUCCCCCCCCAUUUCUCCAACUUGUUUACUCCAACAUGGCCCCUGUCCAAACACCCCUCCACAGUCCUUGUGGCCUGACGGGGUGGGGAAGCAGGCAGGUAUAUGGCCCUUGCCUCUCCAGCCAGGCCAGGCACAGACUACAGGGACAGAGGCACUGACCAGGCCACCACCCCACUGUUACCACCAUGAAGCUGCUUGUAGUGACGGUGCUGCUCCUCACCAUCUGUAGACUCGAAGGUGGGAGCCUUGGUCCGGAGACAGAGGAGAUAGAUCUGCAGAGCCUGAUCUCUCAGUUCUGGGAGACUGUGACUGAUUAUGGCAGCGACCUGGUGAAGGUCAAGGGCCCCGAGGUCUAGGCCCAGGCCAAGGGGUACUUGGAGGAGACAAAGAAGCUGGUGAAGAAGGCUAGAAGUGAUCUGAUGAGCUUCUUCGAUUACUCUGUGGUAUUCCAAUCACCGCCAGACGCCCAUCCAUUGCCAGCUGGCCCCUAGAACACCCUCUGGCCAGGCCUCCAACCCUUCUCCCUCCCCACUCCUUCAUUCUACAAUAAAUAGUAAAGGAGUCCAUGGUGAGCUUUUCUGAGGAUGGGAGGAGAAAGAAGUCCAGCAGGAGGAGGCUUUGGGUG